AACCCAUUGAGCAAGGGUAGGGGUCGAACCUGCAACCUCGUGGUUCCUAGUCAGAUUUGUUAACCACUGAGUGAUGAUGGGAACUCCUCUUUAUAAUUCUUGAUCUUUACUAAUCUCUUCCAACUCCACAUUCCCAUCGUAAUAACCCCAAAUCUGUAGCAGAUACCAAGGAUAUCAUGAAGGAAGACAUAGAGAGGAAAUCUGGUAAUUAGGUAAUUAGGAUUUCACCUCUAUCAGGGCUGCUUUCCCUAAGAGAUUUCAUCUAGUAUUCCGAUAGCCAUCCGUUAGUUCUGGAAAAGUAUCCAGGUAUGUCCAUGUGUUCUUGACAUCAUAAUGCUGAGGAUGUUCCUCCUGCUCUACAUUGCUGACCCCAUUUGUGUCCUUGUUUAGAAUAUUCAGUAUCUGUUCAAAUGUAUCUCCAAAUGUGUUUUCACUCGUUUCCACAUAUCAAGCAGAUUGUCGAUACUUUAAGUGAAAGUCAGCGAAUGAGUGAAAUUAGCUUUUACCUGUAUGUAUGUUUUCAGCAGAAAUGAAGUAAGUCCAUUCAAAUUGUGGUCUUUGAACAUUUUAAUGGACGGACUCUAGUUUUAGAUUCCUCAGUCCAGCUUUCUUUAGAGAAUUUAGCUAACUCACCAGCCACGUAAAAUAUAUAGAGUGGAAUUUAAAUGUACACAGCCGAGAUAGGUCUCUUAUGAAUGAGAACAUGAUACUGCUGGGCUGGGUGAAGAGAAGUCUGUUGCCUCAGUGCCCUGACUGGAGGCAGUUGUGCUGCUUGCCUUGUCCCCAAACAAAUAGCAGCCCCCUUCCCUGUUAUCCAUCAGUAUGGCUGCCUUGCUUUGAAUGCCCAAGGAUUUCUGCACCUAAAAAUGUGUUAUAAAAUAAAAAUUUGUCUUGACUGGAGGGGGUCUCCCAAAACAAAUGAGUCAUUUAAGUAAGUUUACCUUGACUGCUAACCUGAAGCAGAAUGGGACUAGAUAAGAUGUCCAUAGAAGAACAAGGGGAGUUAGAGCAAAAGGUCUGAAUAAAGGGGAAAAAAAUGUGAGUUUUGAGUGGGUUGUCCACAUGCCUGCAGAAGAUAGUAGGGUACAAGUUGAUUUUUUGGGUGAUGGGGAAAUGGAGAGUCAGAUGUCAGUCUCUUUACUGUGGAAAAUAUCAUGCCAAAUUACAUGUUAAGAGAACAGUAUGUAAUGACUCCUUAUCAGGUUUAACCAGCCUGUUAAGGUUUAACCAACCUUCCUUCUUCUUUCUCCCUGCAAACCUGCCCUUCCCCACCGCUUGCCCUUUUUAUACACAGGAGACAAUCUGAGGAAUGUUACUGAUUCAAGCUUUGUCCCAGGUGAAAUCACUAUCUCCUCUCCCUCUCUCUCUCUUUCCCCACCCUCCCUAUCCCUACCACCCUAUCCUAGCUCUUUGUUCUGCUUUCACUUUCAGCACUGCAGCUCUGAUGGUCCAACUCUUCCAGGACACAGAUCCAUAAAGGUCAACCCUGCACCCUGAACAUCUCAGAGGGAGGAGCCAGACCAGUCGUGCCUGAUAUCCUGCCCUCUUCUGCCCUGGACAGAGGGCUCCAUAAUGGCAGGGGGUGAGGCCCUGGUCCACAUCAGAGUUACUCUCUUGCUACUCUGGCUUGGGGUGUGUCUAUCCAUUUCUGGCCACUGUCAGGCUAGGCCCUCCCAUCACUUCUCCUCCCCAGAAUUGGUGAUUCCCUUGAAGGUGACUGGCAGGAGCAGAAAUGCAAAGGCUCCAGGCUGGGUGUCCUACCGCCUGUGGUUUGGGGGCCAGAGACACAUUGUCCACAUGAGGGUCAAGAAGUUCUUGGUUUCCAGACACCUCCCAGUGUUCACCUACACGGACCAGCAUGCCCUUCACCAGGAUCAGCCUUUUGUUCCCGAUGACUGCUACUAUCAUGGUUAUGUGGAGGGGGUCUCUGAGUCCCUGGUUGCCCUCAGUACCUGUUCUGGAGGUUUCCGAGGAAUACUGCAGAUAAAUGAUCUCGCUUAUGAAAUUGAACCAAUUAGAUUUUCUGCCACAUUUGGACACCUGGUAUAUAAGAUAGACAAUGAUGCUACCCAUUUCCCACCUAUGAGAUGUGGAUUAACAGAAGAGGAAAUAGCACACCAAUUGGAGUUGCGUGCAUCACAUAAUUUUACUCUGAGGCAAAGUUCUUACACAGGCUGGUGGACCCACUUGCGGUUUCUUGAGCUGGCAGUGGUUGUAGACAAACUUCGAUAUGUUCACUUGGGAAGUAAUGUGUCAGUAGUGCAGCGUGACAUAGUUGAUGUUGUCAACAUAAUUGACAGCUUAUAUAACGCUUUGGAACUUGAUGUAAUUUUAGCUGGGAUUGAAAUUUGGACUGAACAAAACCCAGUUCCCACUGAUGACAUAGAUAAACUUUUGGAGGAUUUUGCUAUUUGGAAGUAUUUUGACCUUGAUGCCCGAUUGCCACAUGAUACUGCCCAUCUUUUCAUUAAAAAAUCGUUUGGCAUAAAACUUGGAGUUGCCUACGUUGGUGGGAUAUGCCAGAGUCCUUUAAAUAGUGGAGUUGAUGUUUUCGAAGAUGAGAGGCUGUAUGAUUUUGCGGUUGUUGUGACCCAUGAACUUGGUCAUAAUUUAGGUAUGCAGCAUGAUACUACAUGGUGUGUGUGUGAACUUCAGUGGUGCAUAAUGUUUCCUGCCAGACGGGUGACAAAUAAAUUCAGCAACUGCAGUUAUGCUCAGUAUUGGGACACUUUUAUCAGGGAUGGAUUAUGUCUUUAUUCUCCUCCACAACUAGGGAGUAUCUUUACACUACAGUAUUGUGGGAACCUAGUGGUCGAAGAAGGAGAGGAGUGUGACUGUGGAACAGUAGAGCAGUGUGCAGAUGAUCCCUGCUGUCGGUUGAAUUGCGCUCUGAAGCCUGGAGCUGCUUGUGCUUUUGGGCUGUGUUGCAAAGACUGCAAAGUCAUGCCAUCUGGGACUUUGUGCAGAGAACAGAUCAGUGAAUGUGAUCUUCCGGAGUGGUGCAAUGGCACAUCCCAUCAGUGCCCAGAAGAUGUAUAUGUGCAGGAUGGAAUUCCCUGUAGCAACAGUGCCUACUGCUAUAAAAGGAGAUGUAACAACCGUGAUGAACAGUGCAGGGAGAUUUUUGGCAAAGAUGCAAGGAGUGCCUCUCAGAGUUGCUACAAAGAAAUAAACACCCAAGGAAAUCGAUUUGGUCACUGUGGUAUUGAAGACACACAAUAUGUAAAAUGCAGGCCCCCAGAUAUCCUGUGUGGGAGAGUUCAGUGUGAAAAUGUGGAAGUAAUCCCUAAUCUGAUAGAGCAUUCCACCGUGCAUCAGCUUCACUUCAAUAACACCACUUGCUGGGGCACCGAUUAUCACUUGGGGAUGUUUGGGUCUGAUAUCGGUCAAGUGAAAGAGGGCACAAUAUGCGGUCCAGAAAAGAUUUGCAUCCGCAACAAGUGUGUCACUAUGGUUCGUGAGCCACAAGCCUGUCAGCCUGAGACCUGCCACAUGCAGGGGACCUGCAAUAAUAAAGACCAUUGCCACUGCAACCCUGGAUGGGCACCUCCCUACUGCAACCACAAAGGCAAUGGAGGUAGCGAUGAUAGUGGCACACCUUCUCAUGGGCAAGGAGAAGAGGUAGACAUGAAGCAGAACCAGUCAUUUUUGUGGCUUAUUCCUUUGAUUUGUUUAUUUUUUUUUUGCUUCCUUGUGCUUUUUAAGAAAUGUAAAAAGAAAAAGGACAAUGCCAAGGAGGAGGAAGGGACAGAGGAAGAAGAAGAUGAGGAGGAAACAGAAGAUUAAGGCUCCUACUUCUCUAAAAACAAAACAAAGCAAAAACCCACUAGUUUUUCUUUUAAGAGUAGGGAAUCAUUAGGGCAUGUCAAUUUCAAGAAACAUUUAAGGAUCCCUCAUGUCAGGGUCAGAAGAAUUAAUAUUACAAUGAAGGAUUCCUACUAUGUUUUUACUCUUCAGUGUUUCAAGCAAUAUUAAAUGUUCCUUUUUUCCCUUGUGAGUCAUCUCUGUAUGUUUCCUGAGCAAAGCAUGACAAAGUAACAUGUUGAAGCUAGUGUAUAUCAGUGGUAAACCUCCUGCCACCUUUGUACUCUUGAAAUGUAAGGUCUGGGAUGUGCCAACACAUACCACAUUUCUGUUUUAGUUGCUCUUUUCCAGAUAGCUGUGCCAAAAGUGGGUGGUAGAGUAGCCUGGAAUGAUGGGUGGUAGGCGAAGGGAGUUUACUUUCUUGUGUGCUGAAAGUGACUCUGUGCUUUUGGUGGGACCUUCAUUCUGGUAGACAUGAUUAAUUUUGACUUCCAGUUUUGUUGACUCUGUUAGAACCCCUGUCAUUCUUCAUCAGAAGUACUAGCACCAUUUGACUACUGAUACUUUCAGAGAUCUGAGUUGGAGGUCCAGGGUUAGCAGUGUGGUUCUCCUCUGAGUUACUGAAGUCCCAGCAGCAGCUGGUUGCUCGGCCUCCUUGGAAGUCUUGGUCCCUGCUCUGCAGAGGAUCUCCUUAAAUCAUCAGUACUAGAAUGAACCCAACUUCUUUCCUGUGUUCCCAGCCUGCCUGGAUUGUGUUGUUAUUGUUGUCUAAUGACCUUAAUCUCAGGCCAUGGUAAUAUUAAGACAUAACUCUUCCUUACCUCUAUUAUGGAGUAGGAGUCCAAUUUCCUGUUGGGAAUCAGGAUCAAUUAUCCCAGCCAUCACCAUAGCUCCAUUCAUUGCCUAUUGAUUCAGAGGUGUGAGGAGCCAAAAUUGGUCAGGUAGUAGUCUUGACUUCCAGUUAAUAGAAUCAUUGUUGUAUCUCCUGUGGAAGCAUUCCUUCCUCUAGGACUAAGACCUCUAGGCUAGCAUAGCUUAAAGUCAUGGGAACAAGAAGCAAAAAGUUUUUUGCUAGUGGAUCACUAAGGUAAGUACUGAGUGGUAUCACUUCCAUUUCCUCCCCUUAAUGCCUGGACCCAUGAAUCCUGGGUCUGGGAGAAACAGCACCAUAUAUUGGAUACUGGUUCAGGGUAUACACUCCACUGCCUCGAGAACCUCUCCUGAGCCCUGCAAAGUGUUGCUACCUAGCUGGCAGUGUGAUAGCCUUCAAAAGACUUUAACACCUAACAAGACAGCUGCUUCAGUAUAGUGGGGAGCAUAGUAAGACUUCUCUAAGAAGUCAUAGUAAGAAUUCUCUGAGCAUGGACCCAUUGCCACAUUUCUUUUUCUGUGAAGUGAGUUUCUUGAUCAGAAGCAGUGCUAUUUGGAAUACCAUGAUUGUGGAUGAGGCCUUUGUUAAGUCCAUGGCUGGUAUCUUUGGCAGAAGCAUUGGGUUCAGUGAAGGCGGGUUAUAUCCAGCUUUUUUACUUCAAUAAGAAUAAAAUCCACCCCCCCCCCCCACGCUUCUGUUUGGAAGCAGUUUAGUGUAAUGAACUUCUAGCAUGCGCCUCUAGGUAGCUGGCUGAUCACCCCAGGAAAUGGUGCCAUACUGGGAGUUCAGUGCUGGUCUCUGCCACUGCAGGUUGGGCAGUUAUUGGUGGCUAGAGCCUGGUCAUCCUUAGUGAGGGGAAGUCUAUUUUGCUGAGCCUAUAUGUAACUGCCAAGCCUGCCUUGCC
Sus scrofa (pig) is the source of this 5579-nucleotide messenger RNA. Lineage: Eukaryota; Metazoa; Chordata; Mammalia; Artiodactyla; Suidae. The record is from RefSeq and is a predicted model, not a curated record.